Molecule: messenger RNA, 1287 nt
Organism: Corylus avellana
Lineage: Eukaryota; Viridiplantae; Streptophyta; Magnoliopsida; Fagales; Betulaceae
Gene: NOL
Product: NYC1-like protein
Biological process (GO): PSII associated light-harvesting complex II catabolic process; chlorophyll catabolic process
Molecular function (GO): chlorophyll(ide) b reductase activity
Source: RefSeq, a predicted model, not a curated record
UUAACCAAAAAUGGCGAUUACUCCUUCCCUUUACUCCAGUUCCCCAUGCCUUUCUCUUCUCUCCCCCAAAAUCCACCACUCCUUCCUCUUUCCUUUCUCUCAACCACACCUCCCCAUUCGUAAAUUUGACCGUUAUACCUUUUCGACCGUUGGUUCCCGCCACACUCUCCACCUCAGUUUAAGGCUAUGUGCUGUGAAUUUAAACUCUCAGACUAUAAAGGCCGAAGCCUCUGUAAACAGAGAGCCCAUGGUUCCUCCUUACAACGUUCUGAUCACUGGGUCGACCAAAGGAAUAGGUUAUGCGUUGGCUAAAGAGUUUCUGAAAGCAGGUGACAAUGUCAUAAUUUGCUCAAGAACAGCUGAACGGGUUGAAUCUGCUGUUCAGGGCCUGAGAGAAGAAUUUGGGGAGCAGCAUGUGUGGGGUACUAAAUGUGAUGUUAAAGAUGGACAGGAUGUGAAGGAUUUAGUUGCAUUUGCACAAAGAGAACUGAAAUACAUUGAUAUAUGGAUUAAUAACGCAGGAUCAAAUGCAUAUAGCUAUAAACCACUGGCAGAAGCUUCAGAUGAAGAUCUUAUUGAAGUUGUAACUACAAACACCCUUGGUUUGAUGAUAUGUUGCCGAGAGGCAAUAAAGAUGAUGUUAAACCAGCAUCGAGGGGGUCAUAUUUUCAACAUUGAUGGGGCUGGUUCAGAUGGAAGACCAACACCUAGAUUUGCUGCAUAUGGAGCCACAAAACGAAGUGUGGUGCAUUUAACAAAAUCAUUACAGGCUGAGCUGCGGAUGCAAGAUGUUAAAAACGUGUUAGUGCAUAAUUUAUCGCCAGGAAUGGUCACAACUGAUCUUCUUAUGUCUGGUGCAACCACAAAGCAGGCCAAGUUUUUCAUUAAUGUUUUGGCAGAACCAGCUGAUGUGGUUGCAGAAUACCUUGUUCCAAACAUCAGAUCAAUUCCUGCCAAUGGAUCAACGAAGCCCACAUAUAUUCGUUUCCUCACUGGGAUAAAAGCCUAUUCACAGAUAUUCUCAAGAUUUGCUUUUGGUGCCAGAAGAAACAGAUAUUUGCUUGAAGAUUGAAAAGGUCCAGAGGUGGAAUUCGUUUGUUUAUUUUUAUGUAAAUUACUUUUUGUUGUAAUAUUAUUUCUUAAUCAUUUCCAAUUCUUUGCUAUAAGCCAAGUCCUUUGCAUAGAUCAGCUUGUUUGUUGACCUUGACUGCUCUUAUUUGCAGUUUGUUUGAUGAUUUUACAAUAUGUUCCAAUCUUAAUAUAAGAGUUGGAAGAGAAGUUUAAUGA